Micromonas commoda is the source of this 745-nucleotide messenger RNA. RefSeq lists its product with no specific name. The coding region runs from base 43 to 654 and encodes 203 amino acids. The transcript has a single exon. Lineage: Eukaryota; Viridiplantae; Chlorophyta; Mamiellophyceae; Mamiellales; Mamiellaceae. The record is from RefSeq and is a predicted model, not a curated record. Gene Ontology annotation, molecular function: heme binding; oxygen binding.
GCGCGCGCGGGGAUCGGGAACGAGGCGUUCCCGUCCAGCGCGAUGGUGGCCCUCGCGCCGUUCCUGGCCAUCUUCGGCAUUAAGCGCGUGAGCAAGUUCCGGCGGCGAUGGACCGAGCGGAAGAGGCUGGUGAUACAGUCCUCGUGGGCGGCGCUUCUCUCGGCGCACGGCAACGACCGGAUGGCGACGGGCUCCAAGAUAUUUCGAAAGCUCUUCACCGGGGACACCGCCGUACUCCGCCUGUUCCCGUUCCGGCACCAGGCGCGCACCUUAUUCGUCAGCGCGCCCUUCAAGCUCCACGCCAAGCUGUUCGUCGACACGAUGACGGAGCUCAUCGCCAACCUGCACGACCUGGAGAAGGUGGAGCGCGACGUACGAGAGUUGGGAAAGCGCCACCUCACGUACGGGGUCCAGCCGGCGCACUUCGACGCGAUGGGCGAGGCGCUCAUCGCCGUCCUCGACGAGUCGUGCCACCACCCGAGCGAUGAGGUCACGCUGGACAAGGAGGAACGCGACGCGUGGUUGGGGUUCUGGGGUUUCAUCGCCAAGGAGACGCAGAGGGGACGGAAAGGAAUAAUUGCGUCCAACCCGGGAAGCCGGAGGGCUUCGGAGGACGGCAAGCCACGUGCGAAAGGGGGGAUGAGCGCGGCUUGAUUGAGACGGGUCGACGCGUCGCGCGGGGCCCGGAUAUUACCGUCCCGGCGCGUCGCAUUCAACAUGUUGUAACCGAGUACGAGUGUAAGUU